This is a messenger RNA of Hirsutella rhossiliensis, 1530 nucleotides long. RefSeq names its product kinase. The record is from RefSeq and is a predicted model, not a curated record. Gene Ontology annotation, molecular function: ATP binding; protein serine/threonine kinase activity. NCBI's taxonomy places the organism in Eukaryota, Fungi, Ascomycota, Sordariomycetes, Hypocreales, Ophiocordycipitaceae. Gene Ontology annotation, biological process: protein phosphorylation. The transcript is spliced from 10 exons. The coding region runs from base 1 to 1530 and encodes 509 amino acids.
AUGUCGUGGAAACUCACCAAGAAAUUCAAGGAUACCCAUCUGGGGACCCUGAGCGCCUUUUCUCGAUCCCCCUCUACCUCGACCAUCACAGACAAGGACGACAAGGCUCAAAAUGCCACGGGCGCCACGACUCCGACCACCGACAACGCCAUUGCUGCCUCGGAAGCAACCAAGCGCCCGUCGUCAAGCCGCCCAAGCCCGGCAUCCUUGUCGUCACACUCCACGAGGGCCAAGGCUUCUCCCUGCCUGAGCAACACCGAGCUGCCUUUGCCUCGCAGCACCAGGGCUCACUGUCAUCUAGCAAUGCGGCAACCAUGGCCGGCUCAGUCUUUGUCAAUUCCGUCGAAGGCAACGAGAAUCCCCUCUGGGCAGGCGGCGGCACCAAAACCCAACCGCUGCUCCUGGGUCCGGGCGGGUCAGGACAUCUUUCUGGGCGUCGUUCGCAUCAAUCCUCGAUUCGAGGCGGCAGCCCAUGCCCAAGGCCAGAAGGGCGAAGGACAAAGCGGCGUCGAGUGGGUGGAUGUGCAGUACGGCAGUGGCAAGAUCAAGGUCGGCGUCGAAUAUGUCGAGACGCGAGCAGGCAAGCUCAAGAUUGAAGACUUUGAGCUGCUCAAGGUUGUGGGCAAGGGCAGCUUUGGGAAGGUGAUGCAGGUGGCGCAUACGCUCGCCGAGCGGUCUGUCUUGGCACAAAUCAACAAUCCCUUCAUUGUCCCCCUCAAGUUCAGCUUUCAGUCGCCCGAGAAGCUCUACUUCGUGCUGGCGUUUGUCAAUGGAGGAGAACUCUUCCACCAUCUGCAAAAGGAACACCGGUUCGACGUCAACAGAUCGCGCUUCUACACGGCGGAGCUGCUCUGCGCCCUGGAAUGCCUGCACGGCUUCAGCGUCAUCUACCGCGACCUAAAGCCCGAGAACAUCCUGCUCGACUACCAGGGCCACAUUGCGCUCUGCGACUUUGGCCUCUGCAAGCUCGACAUGAAGGACGAAGACCGGACGAAUACCUUUUGCGGGACGCCCGAAUACCUUGCGCCGGAGCUGCUGAUGGGCAAGGGCUACAACAAGACGGUCGACUGGUGGACUCUGGGCGUGCUGCUGUACGAGAUGCUGACUGGCCUGCCUCCCUUUUACGACGAAAACACCAAUGAAAUGUACCGCAAGAUCCUAUCAGAGCCACUGCACUUUUCGGAUGUGCUGCUGCAGCGCAAGUAUGAGCCGACCUUUAAGCCCAGCGUGGCUGACGCGCUGGAUACGGCCAAUUUUGACCCCGAGUUCGUCGGAGGCGCCCCAAGACUCUUACGUGGACGGCCCGAUGCUGUCGCAGACAAUGCAGAACCAAUUCCGGGGUUCAGCUAUAACAGGCCCAUUGCGGGGCUUGGCAUCGAAGGCGGCGGAAUCAGACGUCCAGUAUUUGAAGGCUCCACCGUCCAAACCGACUCAACCGACGGCAAGCUCGGCCACUGGAGAGCGCGGUUAUCUCGGUUGACCCUGACGCUCCUCGAUAGCUUCCGCUUGCUCCGCCCAGACAGACUUUAG